Messenger RNA from Cetraspora pellucida, 506 nucleotides. NCBI's taxonomy places the organism in Eukaryota, Fungi, Glomeromycota, Glomeromycetes, Diversisporales, Gigasporaceae. The record is from the annotation of a GenBank genome assembly.
CUCCUAGUGUUCAAAAAGUUAUUGUUACCAAAGGCUUUCAUCAAAUUCAUAAGAUUGCUCAUAGUAACUCACACAAUUACAUUUCUGUUGCACCAAUGAUUUUGGCUUCUGGUGAUUAUAUUCCUUCAUUAAUUAUAUACAAAGGUGUUUGUGCGAUUCCUGGUUUAUUAAAUGAUGCUCCAUUUAGUAUAAUUAUAAGUUUUACCAAUUCAGAAUAUAUGUAUAAAGAACUUUUCCAAAUGUAUAUUGAAUAUUUUAUAAGUUCUAUUCCUUCUUAUCAUUCUGUUCUUUUAAUGCUCAAUGCUACUAGUAAUGCAAAGGUUGAAUUAUUAGAAGCAGAAAUUUAUACUCUAAGAAGAGAAAAUAUAUUGCUUAAAAAAAAACUCGAAAUGUUUAAAAAUCUUGAAUCUUUACAAAUGCUAAGAGAAAAGAAAGAGUCAGCAAAGAACAAAGCAAAAAGUAUAAAGCAAAAAAAAGAAGAGGCUGCCCAAAAAAGAGCUGACUAG